CGUCAUCAUUUCUUUUCGUCUUUUCUACAAAGUAAAAAGAAGUAACCCUAUAUAUAAUAUACACUCUGGACUUCAUGACUUUGUCCAAGCAACGGAAAGUUUUGACCCUGGAACAUUUCAUCAUUGACACCUUCACUCGCCUUGGUAAUGAUGGCAUUGAAAGACCCAUAGAGCAGCCCGAUCAGAUAGGGGGAGGAGGUACCUACGCGGUAAUCGGGGCGCGUGCAUUCCUCCCACCCACCCAGCUGGGCAUGAUUGUAGACUACACACCUUCAACGUUUCCUCGAGCUCUCAAAGAUGUACUGGAGUCCUAUGGAAAUGAGAUGUGGGCUUUCAGAGAGAGAACUGACGGGCUUCCAACUGCAAGAGCAGUCAAUCGGUAUGAUGGCGAGACAAGAGGGUUCGAAUACCUAUGUCAGCCUGUUCUUCUUACACCGAAUUCUCUCAAAGGGACGCAGUUCGAAGACAUUGUGCCUUCUGUAAUUCAUUUCAUCUCUUAUCCGGCUCCCCGGGCUGGAAUAGUACUCGAUGAAAUCAACAAUUUCAGAACUUCCAAAGGAUGGUCACCUCUCAUCGUUUGGGAGCCAGAGGAUGAGUCGUUGGAGGCAGUCACUUCCAUAGCGUCCCAUGUCGAUAUCUUGGGACCAAACCAGAACGAAGCGCUACGCCUUUACUCCCUCUUGACAGAUCCCACCUUCACGGAUGACGAUUUUAAAGCUGUUCUUACCAAAAUUUGCCGCUCCCUAGCAUAUUUGCGACCUCGAAUAGGUGCUGUCAUCCGCGCAGGUCAUUUGGGUUGUUGUUAUGCAUCCGCCGAUCCAAGAGGGUAUCGACCAGAAGUAAAAUGGAUCCCAGCCUAUUGGAACAAAGAGAGGGAUGGCUAUGAAGGAAAAGUAAUAGAUCCUACUGGAGCAGGCAAUGCAUUCAUGGGAGGAAUAGCUGCCGCACUGUCGGAAGGAAAGAGUUUAGAUGAGGCGGUGAGGUGGGGUAGUGUUGCUGCCUCUUUCGCCAUUGAACAGAUUGGUCUUCCUCAACUUACCAAGACUGUGGACGGACGGGAGCUCUGGAAUGGGCAAAAUCCACAGGAGAGGCUCACAGCCAUGUCCAUGUGAGGGCAAUCAUCUACAGACAAAUGAUUAUGUGUACUUGACGGUAAUCCGCACAAAUGAAGUGUAAAAUUAGAGAGUGAACGAUGAUUGCCUUCACUAUAUGCUAUCCAUUAUGUGCACGAUGUCUGUUGUUCUCUUGCCUUGUUCGUGACUUGUUUCACGAGUUAUGUUCGG
This is a messenger RNA of Cryptococcus deneoformans JEC21, 1283 nucleotides long. RefSeq names its product host-pathogen interaction-related protein, putative. Lineage: Eukaryota; Fungi; Basidiomycota; Tremellomycetes; Tremellales; Cryptococcaceae. The transcript has 7 exons. The record is from RefSeq and is a predicted model, not a curated record. The coding region runs from base 75 to 1112 and encodes 345 amino acids.